AAUUCAACCAGCUUUUACAACAACAUUCUGCCCUAAAAACUUCAUUGAUCGUUAGAAUCUGUGAUAAAAGUUGAAAACUCGUUUUUCUGGUGCAGCAAAGCAACAGCAACCCAGCUCAAGUCCCAACAUACCAGACAAAAUGACCAACAAGUACGACGCGCUGAAGCCCUACGGUAGCGACAGUGACGAUAGCGGCGACGAAGGUACGGACUUUGACGUCGACAAGUUGGAACCCCUCGAGGUUGGGCCGGGCGAACACAAGCUACAGUACACGUACUGCCUUUGGUUCGCGAAGAAAGGGUCUCACAGAGCUGCGGAAUACGGCAAAUCGCUACACUUUGUUGGCCGAUGUGCCAGUGUGGAGCAGUGGUGGACCUUGUAUUGCCAUUUAGUUAAGCCUACCGUAUUGAAAUCCUUCCGAAAGUUACACCUAUUCAAGAGUGGCAUAAAACCCAUGUGGGAAGACCCAGGCAAUGUGCGCGGCGGCAAAUGGGUCAUCCGGUUGAGAAAAAAUAAAGUAGACCGCGCGUGGGAAAAUGUUUGCAUGGCAAUGCUCGGAGAGCAGUUCUUGGUCGGUCCAGAAAUAUGUGGCGUGGUACUUUCGACGCAGUUCCCGGAGGAUUUGCUGUCCAUCUGGAACCGAACCGCCACAGACACAACCAGUACCAAUCGAAUCCGGGACACGUUACGGAGAAUUCUGAACCUAUCCCCUUCGACGCACAUGGAGUAUAAACCGCACUGCGAUAGUCUCAAGUACCUUUGAAACUGUUUCGCCAUCGUUUGGCGUAUCGUUAUUCUGCCGGGUUUUCCUCUUUUUCUGUAACUCUCAGGAUGGAUGGUCAUCCUCAAAAGAAAUAAAAAAAAAUAAUAUGAUAGCUGAAUCUAAACGAUUAGUAAGCGAA
Aedes albopictus (Asian tiger mosquito) is the source of this 902-nucleotide messenger RNA. It is a transcript of the gene eIF4EHP, whose product is annotated as eukaryotic translation initiation factor 4E type 2. Bases 140 to 763 code for a protein of 207 amino acids. NCBI's taxonomy places the organism in Eukaryota, Metazoa, Arthropoda, Insecta, Diptera, Culicidae. Gene Ontology annotation, molecular function: RNA 7-methylguanosine cap binding; translation initiation factor activity. The transcript has 4 exons. Gene Ontology annotation, cellular component: eukaryotic translation initiation factor 4F complex. Gene Ontology annotation, biological process: translational initiation. The record is from RefSeq and is a predicted model, not a curated record.